ACAUUGAGCACCAUAAAUGACAAUGUCUCCUACUCAUGGAUUUCAAAGAUCCCAAUUCAGUCACUUGCUGACAUUAGGCUCUGCGCAGCGCAAUAUCCGUUUGUUCUCCGCCGCCAGCUACAGAUUCAGCUCCUCUUAUCUGUCGUCACCCCAAACACCACCAACACAAGAAUCAACGGCUGUCAAGAAAGCGAAACCACACAGAAUUGACCCGCGAUGGCUGACGGAUACCAAACGACGGAUUGGAAAAUGUCUUAUGUUCGGCUUGAAACCGGCGCAAGUGGAUGAGGCGGGGAGGAUAUUACAGCGUUUAGCGAGGGAUUGGAGGGAAUUGAUAGCUGGUACUGAUGGGUUUUUGACGCAUACAACAAGGCGAGCGCUUUUUCGUCGUGAUGUUGUGUGGGGGGAUAUGGACUCCAUGGUAAGAUCCAGACCUGGCCGUCUUUUCUCAACUCGUGAUUUGAUUUGCGCCAGAGCUGAUCAUGCGUAUCUAGGUUUCCGUCCAGGCCAUAUCAACAAUGUAGCAUAUGUACGGUACGCUGAAACGGCACGAGUCAACUUAAUGCACAACUACGCAACACAUAUCGAUCCUGCGCACCAACAGGAAUGGCUGAACACAGUUGGGAAUAAAGGGAUCGGCUUAAUCUUGCAAAGUAUCAAGAUAGACUAUAAAUUUCCCAUGACCUGGCCCGACAAAAUCACAGUCUACCACCGACUCACUCAGAACCCAUCAGAUACUCUGACAAAAUCAUAUUUCCAGCAAGAAGCUCUGAUUCUGUCGGAAUGUAAACAGCGUCCGGCGGCACGAGUCAUAGAACAGAAUUUCCUAUAUGACUACACGCAACUGCGCAAAACGGACACUGCGCCGGAAUUUAUGCUGCAACAGUUUCAAGAGGCAUGGGCGCUGCAAGAGGAGAGUAAGAAACUGUGGCAGCAACAAGUUGCCGAUAUCGAGAAUGAGGUGCGCAGGCUGGAGCUGGAGAGUUGGAAUAAUCCUAAUGCGGUUGAGGAUAUGGGAUCCGCUGGAUAG
Messenger RNA from Talaromyces stipitatus ATCC 10500, 1030 nucleotides. RefSeq lists its product as uncharacterized. The coding region runs from base 17 to 1030 and encodes 337 amino acids. NCBI's taxonomy places the organism in Eukaryota, Fungi, Ascomycota, Eurotiomycetes, Eurotiales, Trichocomaceae. The transcript has 4 exons. The record is from RefSeq and is a predicted model, not a curated record. Gene Ontology annotation, molecular function: fatty acyl-CoA hydrolase activity.